This is a messenger RNA of Hemicordylus capensis (graceful crag lizard), 5862 nucleotides long. Its product is annotated as ankyrin repeat domain-containing protein 9-like. The record is from RefSeq and is a predicted model, not a curated record. Lineage: Eukaryota; Metazoa; Chordata; Lepidosauria; Squamata; Cordylidae. The coding region runs from base 191 to 1081 and encodes 296 amino acids. The transcript has a single exon. Gene Ontology annotation, molecular function: protein binding.
CAAUGAAUGGGUGGAGAUGAGCAGCCCUGUCAGAGAAGGGGUGAUGCAUUCUGGCUAGUGCAAUCCAGGCUGCAAUGACAGGCUGAAGGUUGCAGCAUCUUCUGAAAUCUGCAUUCAAGCCGAGCAUCAGCCUCCUGCUGCAGGGGAAGUCCCUUCUGCACGAAAGGCUUGGCUCAGCAGUGCUUGGGACAUGGCCAGCAACCAGGCCAGCUUGCAGGAUGACCAGAGCAGUCAUUGCAAGUUCCUAUCCUAUAUGUUCUACCAGGCAGUCCGAGAUCACAAGCCCGUGUGGAUGCUGGAGGAUAUGAGGACUAUGGAGUAUUUUUACUGGGAGGAGAAUGCCAGCCUAAGGACUUAUUCGCCGUCUGAAGCCCUGCUCUAUGCAGUGGUACACAACCACCUGCCUUAUGCCCAGUACCUGCUGUCUCAUUUCCCAGAGGAGGCUCUCAAAGUCCCUGGAGAGCAUUUCUGCUACUGCCCCUCCUCUGCCCCUCACUUGGCCAUGGCUGUGACAUACGACCGGAGAGACAUUUUGGGGCUGAUCAUCAGCAUUGCACACAAGCUGCCCAGCCUGAAUUCCUACAUCAACAGGACGGGCUGCUUUCACCUGGAAGAUGGUAAGACCCCGCUGCAUCUCGCCUGUGAGCUCCUGAGGUCAGAGACCGUCCUGAUCCUCCUGGGGAAUGGGGCCUCUCCCAGGAUUGAGGACAGCAAAGGGCUCACCCCGCUGGAUGUCAUCCUGGAACAGAUGUGGGACUCCAAAGUCAACGUGGCAACCAAAAAGCUCUGCCUUGAUUACCUCUUGCUAUUCAUGCCUAGUCCCCGCUUCAAGAUGCAGAAGGUUCUGCGGGAGCAUCCGGAGCACUGGACGGUUCUGCUAGGGGAGGACAAAUUCAACAGCCUGGUGGGGAACCAGCCUGCAUCUUUAUACCUGCAAGCUAUGCAAACUAUCCUCCAGACUCUCCCACCCUCCCAUUUCCCUAAAAGCAUCCAGGAACUACCUAUACCUCAGGCUCUAAAGCCCCUGCCUUGCUUGGGCAAACAGCAUCUGACAAAAAAUAUGGUAAAUGUUUUUCCAUGAUUUUUUUUUUUAAAUGUCAAAUUUAAAUGUAAUCUAUUCAGGUGGGAUUUUCAAAGGAUUUCAGGCUGCAGAGCAAAACACAGUGUACUCCCAAUUCUGCUGAAUGGGACUACUCUUGAGUAAAACAUAGCAGGAUUGCUGCCUUAAGGGAUGUUGCUGCCCAGCUAUCACUUGAGGUUUUUAUUGCAGUCUGGGUACCUAUUUGUCUCUGCUGCCACUGAAUAUCCCAGCCGUAAUAUUUUAUUACAAUCAUUGUAUUUUUUUUUUUUAAUAUUACAGAUUGCAGGCACGGCACUUCAAAAGAAAAAAAAAAUCUUCCAUUUUGUGGUGCAUGUGAAAUACUAAAUACUAAAUACUAAAGGAAUGAAACCCUUUCCUGUUUAAAUUUUGACCAUUGAAUCAAUGUAGCAGAAUUCCUGGUCUGUUCUUUGUACUUUAUGUAAACUAUCCAGGAGAAGAAAUAAUUAUUAUGUAUCCACAGGGCAUUUUAUGAUCUAGGGUGCCUCUCCUGGCACAUAGUUUUGCUGCUUAACUCCCAUUAACAUCAUCUAUGUAGCCCAUCUGUUCAGGAUUGCACCCUCUGUGUUACACCAGAUCACUGUGUUGUAAUGGGUGUGCUGGGCUGCGUGCAGAAGGAACAAGUUAAUGAACCAGCAAUUCUGAUUUUUAAAAGCAAGCCACCGCCCUCAGUAGCAUCCUUGCAGUGGCAAGGAGUUCUUCUGGCUGUAGGAGUCUGUUGUGUCAUCUUAAUCAAAACAUCAGGCCUCGGAAGUCAAAACUGGCUAGCAGAAUUCUCGUGGCGAUGCCAAUGGGGCUCAAUGAUAUCCGCUGGCCCAGUUCCUUCUUGAAGCGUUGUGCUGAGGAUGGCCUCUUUAGGGAUGGGCCAAUAUAGCUCAGUGGUAACACAGCACUUGCCUUGCAUUCGGAAGGUCCCAGGUUCGGUCCUGGGCAUCUCUAGGCAGGGUGGGAAAAGGCUCCUCCCUGAAACCCUGGGGACCUACUGGCAGCCAGUGAAGACAAUACUGAGCUAGAUGGACCAAAGGACUGACUCAGUAUACAGCAGCUUAAUCUGCUCAGAAACGCCUGCUCCCUUUGGUCAAGGGGGAAAGUGCAAGUUAUAGUGUACCUGAGAUAUCCCCAUUACUCCUGUGCAAGGUGGGGACCCUCUAGUUCCAGGAGUGUCUAGUAAUAAAGAUGUGGCUUGAUUUCUGUACUCGCCUUAGAUAUACAUUCCAGUUCUUUGCAAGAAGGACUGUUGCAAGAGAUACGACAGGGCCUCACUAAGCCCCUUCUGCAGAUGUCUGUCUACAACUCCCAGCAUCCAUAACGAUUAGACAUUGUGACUGGGGAUUGUGGGAGUUGUAGUUCAAAAGCAGCUGGAGGGCCGAAGUUGUGCUGCUCUCUGAGACAGGGCAUGAUCCUUCCUGGGAAAUAUUGGCUCAUAAUGUUGAAAAUUUUUUAAAUUUAUUUAUUUACUUGAUCGUAUUUUUAUACCACCUGAUAUGCACAUCUCUAGACAGUGUACAAAAUUUAAAACACAAUAUAAAACAGAAUAAAAACAGUUACAAUUCCACAAAAUACAGUAAAUAAUAGCCUAUUAUUUAUUUAUUUAUUUAUUUAUUUAUUUAUUUGUUUGUUUGUUUAUUUAUUUGUUUGUUUGUUUGGCAUAUAUGGUUACGGUAACUUGUUACCACAGUUACGGUAACUUGGGAGCCUUGGAGCAGGCACUCCCAACCUUUGGUCCCAGCUGCUGUUGGACUACAAUUCCCAUCACCCUAAAGUGAGGGCCAUUGUGGCUGGGAACGAUGGGAGUUGUAGCCCAACAACAUCUGGGGACCCAGGGUUGGGAAGACCUGCUUUAGAAUAUUGGGCCUGUUUAGUGAACAGAUGAGUCUUCUUCUUCAACCAAAGAGUGUAGCCAACUUACAGGGCUGCAGAAAUCCACUAGUCAACUAGUCUGUGAUGGGUGAAAAAUGAUGCCUGACGACUGAAAAAAGUCCUAUGAGCAAUGUACCAACAUAGCUCGAUGGGUAAUAUAUUUUGGCUGGCUGAUAAACUGAGCCAACAUUUCUUCAUUCCUGGCCAUGUACAUCAUUCCAUUGCACCAGUCUCAACUUAUCUGCCCAGCCACUGAUGUAGCCUGGCUAAGCAAUGACCCAUUACCAACAACCCCACCCCACCUCACCUCAGCAUCCUUAGGUGUGCAUUUUCUCUGCAGCUCUAAACCAUAGAUCCAUGCUGCAUGGUUUUUAGCUCUGCUGGAAAAUAUCUUGUUUCUCACAUCUGUGUCUUCUUCUUCUUCUUCUUCUUCUUCUUCUUCUUCUUCUUCUUCUUCUUAUUAUUAUUAUUAUUAAUAAUAAUAAUAAUAAUAAUAAUAAUAAUAAUAAUUUAUUUUAUUCAAUUUCGAUACCGCCAUUCCAAAAAUGGUUUUCUCUUACACAGAGAAAUAAUAAAUAAAUAAGAUGGCUCCCUGUCCCCAAAGGGCUCACAUUCUAAAAAAUAACACAAGAUAGACACCAGCAACAGUCACUGGAAGUACUGUGCUGGUGGUGGAUAGGGCCAGUUACUCUCCCCCUGCUAAAUAAAGAGAAUCACCACAGUAAAAGGUGCCUCUUUGCCCAGUUAGCAGGCGUUUAAGAAGCACACACUUGCUUCUUUGAUUUGGAUAAUAUGCCGUUUUCAGCAAAACAGAUCCGGUUAGCAUACUAUUAGCCUAACCAUGCUUACUUAGGGGUUAAUGCUAUUGAAAUCAAUUGGAUUUGCUUGCUAGUGAAUGUGAUGAGGAUCAGGUUGUGGGAUUGCCGAGAAAUGAAUGUUACUAAAACAUCCUGAAUGCAACUUGUUUAAUAAUAAUUGCUCCAUUAAAAUUAGCCUCUUUUUCACAAGAGCCAGUGUAGUAUAGUGGUUAGACCUGAGUUCUAAUCCCCAUUCAGCCAUGAGACUCUCUGGGUGACUCUGAGCUAGACACUUAUCUCUCAGACUAACCUACCUCACAGGGUUGUUGUGAGGAUAAACAUAACCAUGUACACAGCUCUGGGUUCCUCGGAAGAAGAGUGGGAGAUGAAUGUAACAAUAAAUAAAUAAAUGAAAUGAUAAAAACAAUGGAUCAGAGGUGCUGAUGAGACAAAGUUGCAGCUCCACCGAGAACCUGGCCUCUUAUGCAUAAUGCAUUUCGUAAAUACUCCAGAAGGUCCAGAACUUGGAAUGUUCACAAAAGCCAGUUGUGCACAACCAUCCUUCCUUGUGCAUGUUAUGGCUUGUCUGAGCCAAGUGAACAUAAUCUAGGUGCUCCUGUGGCUCUUUAGCAGCUGAAGGAGGUUCAGCAACUAAAUGCUGGGAAUGUGACUUGUCAUCUUUUCAGAGUCAGUGGUUCAUUUUGACAGCCAGCUUCCAGCGAAAGAAACCAUAGUUAGCAAAUGGCUAAUUCACCCAUUGCUUUCCGGCAUCGACUAUUAGUGACCCAAAGAAAACCUGUAUGCCAUGAGCCUACAGCAAACUGAGAAAUUAGACCUGCUGAACUUCUGCCAUGUAGCUACUUUAGGCACAGGAGCACCCGUAGUGAGUCGUGGUUGGUAACCCUCCUCCUUUGCAUUAUGUCUUGCUUAUUCAUCAUGCUCCAGUGAGCAUCUAGAACAGAGUUUUAUCCUGAUGAGCAACUUUCUUUAACAAAGCCCACUGAACUUUCUGAGUGUGUCUCUCUCUAUCUCUGUUUGCGUGCCCAGAUCCUACAUGGUCACCAUCUCCAAGAACCAAUUCAGUUUGCGUAUGAUGUGACUUUGCCUCUUUCCCUCUGAGCAUGUACAGAGUGUGAAGCCAGGUGUAGUUCACAGCAGUGAGGCCAGGGAAAUCACCACCAUGUGCUCAAAGGAUGGUGUCUGUGCCACUGCAGCAUAAGGAGAUGAGAAUUUGCAUCUGCAGAACAUCUCCUGGGUAGCUCUAAAGGCAGCAGAGUACAUUUCAGCACCAAAUGCUGGCAAUUCUUUUCCUUCACGUAAUGCAUGGUAAGCUAGCCGACAUUCCUAAGAAUUCAGCACUCUCUUAAGUCUUUUAUUUUCUGUUGGAAAGGAAUUAUCUCCCGCCGAGAGAGGAUUGUUUUUGCAGAUUGCAUAGAAACCACAGAAAACACUUGUGUAGAAUCUUCUGAACAUGCUGGUUGCUUAUUUUUCAGCCUUCACUGCAAACAGUGAAGGCUGCAAACAGUGACAGGGAUCUCUUCCAUCCCUGCAGAUGCAGAGCUAAGCUGAAUAGAGAUUGAUUAGCAUAACAGCUGCUUGCUGAACCAAUCUUGUAGAAUAUCCACCAUUGUCUCCAGCCAGAGCUCCACAAGGCAAGAGACAAAGCACCUGUUUCACAUCAACAGAAUAGGGAGGUUGCUGCGACUGGCCCCUCAGCCUGUCUUAGGAAAACAUUGGCUGUUGGAAUCUGAAGGGGAAAUCUAGGCCUGGUAUUUAUAUCAUUGUAUUCUCACUGAAGCUGCAACCUCUAAUUUGGAUGUUGGCAGAAGAAAGAUGGAAAUGAGGGUGGGGACAUAAAAAGAAUACUAACUAAGUUCCUAUAACAGGGACUAUUAUUAAGUAAUCACCAAAAGUUAUUUACUGAGCUUGCUCAUACCAUUUUAAAGGUACAGUUGUGCCUUCGAGUCAGUGUUGACUCCUGGCAACCGCAGAGCCCUGUGGUUGUCUUUGGUAGAAUACAGGAGGGGUUUACCAGUGCCUCCUCCCUCACAGUAUGAGAUGAUGCCUUUCAGCAUCGUCCUAGAUCGCUGCUACCCGAUAUAGGUG